Molecule: messenger RNA, 2268 nt
Organism: Heteronotia binoei (common prickly gecko)
Lineage: Eukaryota; Metazoa; Chordata; Lepidosauria; Squamata; Gekkonidae
Gene: ADORA2A
Product: adenosine A2a receptor
Exons: 3
Coding region: 609-1913 (434 amino acids)
Biological process (GO): G protein-coupled adenosine receptor signaling pathway; adenylate cyclase-activating G protein-coupled receptor signaling pathway
Cellular component (GO): membrane
Molecular function (GO): G protein-coupled adenosine receptor activity
Source: RefSeq, a predicted model, not a curated record
GGGAAGGCGCUGCUGCCGCGGCCGGCAGGGGGAGCACCUGCCGCGCUCGACUGAGGCGCGGGUUGGGCGGCUGGUCCCGGCUGGAGCAGAGCAGCUGGGGAGGAGCGGCCGGGUGCCGGCGGCGUGGAGCGCGAAGCCAGUGCCUGUCCGAGCCGGAGGAGGAAAGCAGGAACAAACAACUGGAGAAACAGGGAUCUCUGUAGGGGUUGAAAGUCCCCAGCCUUGCAGUCAUCCACUAGAAUAUCAACAUGGAAGAGUGAGCUGUCUUGGGAGGUGUCACAACAAAGACAGGAAGCAACAAAAAGGAACUGUCAAACUUCAACAGUGAUCUAAUUUUCACAUUGGGAUUUAACCUCUUAGAGUCAGUACGCAUGUUCCAUUUGCUCACUCGAAGACUUGUGUCAUCUGACACUGGACUCCUUUCUCCAGCAUCUGCAUACCCUGGAAUGUUGCUGUACCUUACAGUUUGUCUGUAAUAGGGAUCUGAGCCUGCCAAAAAUCAGGAGGAGAGCAAAUAACCCCUUUUGGAACCUGAAUGGCUUGAGGUGUGUACCUAACACCCACCACACUGCAGAUAUGGACACUGGGCUUGCUGCACCAACUUCACCAUGCUAGACCAUGGGAAUGAAAACUUCCUCUAUGACGUGGUCUACAUUAUCUUGGAACUGGUCAUUGCAGUGUUGGCCAUCUUGGGCAAUGUCCUGGUCUGCUGGGCCGUCUAUUUGAACAGUAACCUUCAGAACGUCACAAACUAUUUUGUGGUGUCACUAGCAGUGGCUGACAUAGCGGUGGGUUUGCUGGCCAUUCCCUUUGCCAUCACUAUCAGCACUGGCUUCUGCGCUUCCUUCUAUGGCUGUCUCUUCAUUGCCUGCUUUGUCCUGGUUCUGACGCAGAGUUCCAUUUUCAGCCUCCUAGCAAUUGCCAUGGAUCGGAUUAUCGCUAUCCGGAUACCUCUCAGGUACAAUGCUUUGGUGACCAGUUCACGAGCAAAAGGCAUCGUAGCCAUCUGCUGGGUCUUAUCCUUCAUCAUCGGCCUGACACCCAUGCUGGGCUGGCACACAUGCUCCUCAAAAAGCAAAGGGCAGAACAGUUCGCUCGUCAAUAGCUGCAGCAAUAACAGGGUGGCUUGCUUGUUUGAGUCUGUCGUCACCAUGGAGUAUAUGGUUUACUAUAAUUUCUUUGCCUGUGUGCUUGUCCCCCUCCUGCUCAUGUUUGGCAUCUACCUGAAAAUCUUUAUGGCAGCCCGGCGGCAGCUCAAACAGAUGGAGAACAACAUGGUUCAUGGAGAACGGUCCCACUCCAUCUUGCAGAAGGAGGUCCACGCAGCCAAGUCUUUGGCUAUCAUUGUCGGCUUGUUUGCCGUCUGCUGGCUUCCCUUGCAUAUCAUCAACUGCUUCAUCUUCUUCUGCCCACUCUGCGUGCGUGCUCCACCCUGGGUGAUGUACUUAGCCAUCAUCUUUUCCCAUGCUAACUCUGUGGUGAACCCGUUGAUCUAUGCGUACAGGAUCAGGGAGUUCCGGCUCACCUUCCGCAAAAUCAUUGGGCAGCACAUCCUGGGCAAGAAGGAGCAGUUCAAGCCUGCCACUGCCAGCCGGAGGACUUCCAUUCAUGAUGGAGAUGCUGAGCAUUCCAGCAUACGGAUUAGCCCUCGUGCUCGGAGCAUUUACAGCAGCAGGGACUUGGACAGCAUCCACACGGAGAGUGAUUUGGGGAAAAACAUGGCCUUGGAAUGGCACCAGAAUGGAAAUGCAUUGGAUGGGGAAGCAAAUGGACAUAUCCCACAUUCCUGCAACAAUGGAGCCCUUUUAAAUGGCCCCUGCAAAACUGAGCUGCUCAGCAAAGAGUAUGUUGGGGUUCCUAUCAUGUUAUCUAGCAUGGAGGCUUCACCUUUAGAAGCCUCUGAAGUUUCCUGAUGCUUUGCAGGAAGUCAUACUUUUGGGGUGAAGUCUUUUCCUUCCUUAGUUGAAACACAGAACGUUUGGGUCAUGAUUGAUGGAAGGGGAAGGAGUCCCUGCCUGGACUGUCAGAAGGACUCUAAGAACUGCAGUAGGAGAGAGGAAAGGGCUGCAAGAUGUUUUACCUUUCACGGACACAACUCACGGGCAAGGAGUAAAAACAGGCCAGUCUGGACAGAGGGACAUGUCCUUUUGAGUCUCGGAAAGAAGGGCCGUUGCAGUAUCAUCAUGUUAUAUCUUUUGUGCAUCUGCGGCUAUGUCUGGCAUGGUCUAGUUGUACUUAGCAAAAAAGAAAUAAAAACAUAGCUGGAAA